GCCGCCGCGGGCGCACUCGCCGGUCGCAGUGAAAAGGCGGAGGCGGCGGCCGCUCGGGCUCGGCUCCGGUUCCCAGUGCCUCCCCCGCCGCACCCCCUCCCCACAUCCCGCACCCGCCAAACUUGAUGUGACCCCAGCCUGACGCGGCGGCUGCCCCUCUCACCGCCCCGUGCGCCCCCCACCGCCACUCCGCCCCGCACUCCCGGAGCGCACCGCUCACCGCGCCCCUUCCCACCUCCUCGCCGGGGCCGGGCGCCGCGCUCGCCCUCAGCGUUCCCUUCCCCUCGCCACCCCCACCCCACCCCCCGCACCAUGAGCAACCUGAAGCCGGACGGCGAGCACAGCACCAGCACGGGCACCGGCACGGGCUCGGGCUCCGGCGGCACUCUGGAGGAAGAGGUCCGAACACUAUUCGUCAGUGGCCUCCCUGUGGACAUUAAACCCAGAGAACUCUACCUGCUCUUCAGGCCGUUCAAGGGGUAUGAAGGGUCCCUGAUCAAACUCACAUCGAGACAGCCUGUUGGUUUUGUGAUCUUUGACAGCCGAGCAGGAGCAGAAGCAGCCAAGAAUGCAUUGAAUGGUAUUCGCUUUGAUCCUGAGAACCCGCAGACCCUGAGGCUAGAGUUUGCCAAAGCCAACACCAAGAUGGCCAAGAACAAGCUAAUGGCUACACCAAAUCCUACCAACGCUCACCCCGCCCUAGGAGCACACUUCAUUGCACGGGACCCCUAUGACCUUAUGGGGGCUGCCCUGAUCCCCGCAUCCCCAGAGGCCUGGGCCCCCUACCCUCUGUACACCACAGAGCUGACCCCAGCCAUCUCACACGCUGCAUUCACCUACCCAGCUGCCACUGCUGCUGCCGCUGCCGCCCUACAUGCUCAGGUAAGCCCCUCUGGGGGAGAGGCGGGGAGAGGAUGAAGGAGGCUCUAAGCUGGCCAGACUUUGUUCCUGAAUGGCCACAGGGCCACUGAUGCCUCUAGAGCUGCAGAACUGCCGUCUCCCACGACAUUCUCUUUAGGGCUUCAGAUCAGACAGAGGAGAGGGAGAGGAUUAGCUGUGAGGCCACAUCGGGGAUCUGAGGCAGAAUGUGAGUGUGAGAGAGACCCAGCCAUGGUCCCACCACCGACCGAACGUGUCCAGGCGGGUGCCAUACUGCGUUCUGCCUGUGGUGACAGCCACAAUUCAGAUCCCAACCUGAGUGUGCUCUCUGGAGCCAGGCCGCCUGCCUCUGCCUCUGCCUCUCUGGUCUUUAUGAACUUCAGAAAGCACUUAAAAAUUCCUGACUUUUUUACUAUCUAGAAGAAUGAGCACAGUAUUAUCUGCGUCAGGGUUGUUGAGAGAAUUAGAUGUUAACACCUGUGAAGGGCCGGCACCACAGGCCCCCCCACACCUGGAGCACAGAGUGCUCAGUGAGUGUUAGUGCUUGUUUUCAUGAAGCCUAGACACUCUCCACGGUGAACCUGUGCAGGGAUGGCGGGAAAGAGGGAAUGAGCACUUCUAGGGGAGAGUUGGGGAGGUUAGUGCUGGGCCACUCACCGAGGUGCCCGAGGCCAGUGAGCCACGGUCCGUUCUGGCCUGGACCUCCCUGGUGCAGUGACAGGAGGCACUGCCAGGUGUAUGGACAAAGUGCCACCAGGCAGCACAAGGGGGCUGAGGAGUGAUGGCAAGCCCACUUUGGCCUGUGAUCAGUAGAGUGAGCAAGAGCUGAGCCUUGGGAAGAGCGACCUGGCCGGGCGAGCUUUGCUGUUGAUAGAGGUCGCCUUACCAGGGCAGUAGGGCACGAGGAAGUACAGGAUAUAAGAAGCCAGGAAGAGAGAGUUCACAGGAACCAGAAGCCAAGGUGGGAGGACUUGGGUGCUCUGCCCAAGGCGGGGGGCUCAGUGUGUGUCUAUGUCAGGUCCUCUGAAGGGCUUAGUGACAUCUGGAUCUACUCAGUUCUGACGUGGAAGGUACAGACUCCCCGCCUACUACCCUAGCAAGCUGUUUUCCCCCAUCAGGGGAGGUCCCCUUGGCCAUGGCCGCUUUAGAUUGUACUGAGGGCAGAAGUGUGGUUAAACUUGGCACCGUUCCCCAGCUGUGCACCACAGGCAGCUAGAAAAUUGAUAGGGGAUAGGAAGGUGGUAAAGAUCAUUCCCCAGAGGGAAAUGAUUGGGUAUUUACCACAAACCAGGUUCUGUGGUGGGCAAAGAGCGGGUGAGCCCAGGAGACUGUCCUUGUCCUCCGUGACCUGGUGGAGUGCAGGAGGCUGGCAGUAGUGCUCCUGGCCAUGCAGGGAGUUUCACUGCAGCAGCCCUAUGAGGCCUUGCUGGGCGCUUUGCUCUGAUCCUAGCUGUGCAACCAUUUCACUACCUGAUCUUUUGCAAGUGACUUCACCUUUGGGCCUCUGUGUGUGUACUCAUCUGUAAAAUGAGAGGGCAAUCUAGAUGAGGUGGAGAGGGUUCUACCCCAUCUGCUCCAAGAUGCUUGGCCAUGACAAAGGUGAGGCAGAGGUUGGGAACCAGAGAUAGUAUGUCAAGUUAAUAAGCAGAGGUGCCUCUGCUGUUUUUGGGGUAGCUCCUCCAGCUGGCUGAAAGGGGCACGCUACUACCUGUCCUUAAAUUCCAUACUGCAGGGCUAUGUGCCCUCCUGUUUUCUUCCUUUCUAGCUUCCUCCCUCCCACCCUGUCCCUGCCCAGUGGCUGUCCAACUCCAGUACAGCUGCCUCAGUCCAAAUUCUGGCUCUUCCAACACCUCUAUGACCUUGGGCAAGUUACUUAACCUCUGUCUCAAUUUCUUUGGAAUGGUGAUAAUCAUACCUACUUUGUAGGUAUUUGUUUUUCUGAUAUUAG
This is a messenger RNA of Panthera uncia (snow leopard), 2827 nucleotides long. RefSeq names its product RNA-binding protein with multiple splicing 2. Gene Ontology annotation, biological process: negative regulation of smooth muscle cell differentiation. The record is from RefSeq and is a predicted model, not a curated record. Bases 313 to 918 code for a protein of 201 amino acids. The transcript has 6 exons. NCBI's taxonomy places the organism in Eukaryota, Metazoa, Chordata, Mammalia, Carnivora, Felidae. Gene Ontology annotation, molecular function: protein homodimerization activity; mRNA binding. Gene Ontology annotation, cellular component: cytoplasm.